This is a messenger RNA of Phycodurus eques (leafy seadragon), 1971 nucleotides long. Its product is annotated as serine/threonine-protein phosphatase PP1-beta catalytic subunit. The transcript has 8 exons. Gene Ontology annotation, cellular component: cytoplasm; nucleus. Gene Ontology annotation, biological process: regulation of circadian rhythm; circadian regulation of gene expression. The record is from RefSeq and is a predicted model, not a curated record. Lineage: Eukaryota; Metazoa; Chordata; Actinopteri; Syngnathiformes; Syngnathidae. Gene Ontology annotation, molecular function: protein serine/threonine phosphatase activity. The coding region runs from base 276 to 1259 and encodes 327 amino acids.
ACGACUUUUACUUGUCACUGUCACGUUCACGUGUAACAAAUACGUCAUAUCCAAACCUAGUCACUUUGGAUCACUCUCGAUCGACUUGGGGCCGAUUGAAUCGAACCCCCCUCGUGGCGUUAGCGCGUCCACGUAUGCGACGGACCUUAAAGGCAGCGCGAGGCAUGUCAUAAACGGCAAACCCGGGGGAGGUUGGUGGUGCGUUUGGGGCCAGUGAGGCGGUACCUUGCGAGCGUCCUUCACUCUGCGGUGCCAGCGAGCUCUUCGGAACAGAAAUGGCGGAGGGCGAGUUGGAUGUGGACUCGUUGAUUUCCAGGCUUUUAGAGGUGCGAGGAUGUCGUCCGGGCAAGAUCGUCCAGAUGACGGAGGCCGAGGUGCGGGGCCUUUGCAUCAAGUCCCGGGAGAUUUUCCUCAGUCAGCCCAUCCUUCUGGAGCUGGAGGCACCGCUCAAAAUCUGUGGUGACAUCCACGGGCAGUAUACAGACCUGCUGAGGCUCUUUGAGUACGGCGGCUUCCCCCCAGAGGCCAACUACCUGUUCCUAGGCGACUACGUGGACAGGGGAAAGCAGUCCUUGGAGACCAUCUGCCUGCUUUUGGCCUACAAGAUCAAGUACCCCGAGAACUUCUUCCUGCUGCGGGGCAACCACGAGUGCGCCUCCAUCAACCGCAUCUACGGCUUCUACGACGAGUGUAAGCGCCGGUUCAACAUCAAGUUGUGGAAGACCUUCACCGACUGCUUCAACUGCCUGCCCAUCGCCGCCAUCGUGGACGAGAAGAUCUUCUGUUGUCACGGAGGUCUGUCCCCCGACCUGCAGUCUAUGGAGCAGAUCAGACGUAUCAUGAGACCCACAGACGUGCCAGACACAGGCCUCUUGUGCGACCUCCUGUGGUCGGAUCCAGACAAGGACGUACAGGGAUGGGGCGAGAACGACCGCGGCGUCUCAUUCACGUUCGGAGCCGACGUGGUCAGCAAGUUCCUCAACCGGCACGACCUUGACCUCAUCUGCAGAGCCCACCAGGUGGUAGAAGACGGUUACGAGUUCUUUGCGAAGAGGCAGCUGGUGACGCUCUUCUCAGCUCCCAACUACUGCGGAGAGUUUGACAACGCCGGCGGCAUGAUGAGCGUGGACGAAACCCUGAUGUGCUCCUUCCAGAUCCUGAAGCCUUCCGAGAAGAAAGCCAAGUACCAGUACGGCGGCAUGAACUCCGGCCGGCCCGUCACUCCUCCCCGCACAGCGCAGCCGCCAAAGAAGCGGUGAAGGACGACAGAAGACGACCAGCCUCAAGGGCGCCUGCUUCUCACGGCACACAAUUCCAUCAACUGUUUUGAAAAGAAAAAGAAAAAGAAAAAGGAAAAAAAAAGACACACCCCAAACAGUUUUUCUUUAUGUCCCACUGCACUGCCUUUCAUUGGCCCCGAUUUUCCCCAUUGCAUCCAUGUAACCUUCAAACAUUAAACAUGACAAUUAUACAAAAUGGAGUCCUUACUGCAUUUGGUCUUUUUUGUUCACAUGCAUACGCACUGAGACACAAGAUGGACAUAGUGCAACUUAAGAUUGUAUUGCUAGUUAUGAGUAGGUUUAUCUUAAAAUACCAGAAUAUAAUUCUUUGUGUAAAAAUACACUACUUUUGGCUACCUAUGUUAACUGGUUGUAAAAUCUUGCCAAGUCAAAUUUCACUCUGCAAAGAAAUUUUUUUCAAGCCGUUUUUGAAUGUACCCAAUGUGUUGAGUCAACAACAGACGCACAAGCUGGAACCUUUUUAAGCCCUUUAUUGUGGUUUCCCAUGUGUAUUACGCUCAAGGUCUGUCCAAUAAAAAUGUAAAGUACACACAAACAGUGCUGCGAGUGCAAUGGCAAGUAUUUUAAAAGUGUGCUGAAGCAGCGACGCAGUAAACGUGGAUUUGUUGCUGAUGCACAUUCUUAAACUGACUUCUGAAAUGCUUAACACAAGGGCCAUCACCCCCCCCCC